Thrips palmi is the source of this 1478-nucleotide messenger RNA. Its product is annotated as lipase 1-like. The transcript is spliced from 9 exons. The coding region runs from base 187 to 1380 and encodes 397 amino acids. Gene Ontology annotation, molecular function: hydrolase activity, acting on ester bonds. The record is from RefSeq and is a predicted model, not a curated record. Gene Ontology annotation, biological process: lipid metabolic process. NCBI's taxonomy places the organism in Eukaryota, Metazoa, Arthropoda, Insecta, Thysanoptera, Thripidae.
AAGCGAUCUUCGAUUUUAAAAAAGAUUUCGGCUCCUCAUUUCUGUCGUGUCCACAGAGCCGCUCGCCUCUUAGCACCGCCUCCGCGAUCAGCGACGAGACUCGCAUGAGUGGCAGGUAGUUCGUCCGUCCUGACACGGCCUCAUCCCGAGUAAAUCGUUGACUGUCGCCUUUCUCGCCGGCCUGAAAUGUUGCCCCAGUUUUUGACACUCACAAUCACGGCAUUGUACUGCUGCAAUGUAUUGGCUUCUUACCAAUCGUCUGCAGUCGAAAAGCUGGCGGAGAUGUAUGGCUACCACGCCGACUCACACGACGUGGUGACACCUGACGGCUACAUUUUGACCAUCCAACGCCUGUCGAAGCCACACGCACACAACUCCAGCAGGCAUCGCAGCCCGGUCCUGGUGGGCCACGCGCUCAUGGCAAGCAGUGAGCUGUGGAUCUUCCGAGAGGACGAAAACCUAGCGUUGCAGCUUGUUGACCAUGGAUUCGAUGUUUGGCUGGCUAACUUCAGAGGAACUCCUUACGGAGUAAGGCACAGAACUCUCAGUCCGAAGUCUCACGAGUUCUGGGACUUUAGUUGGCAUGAGAACGGCGUCAUGGACCAAGCCGCCAUGAUAGACUACGUACUCAACACCACAGGGCACGCACGCCUUUUUGCUUUGUCGUACUCCAUGAGCUGUACUGCCACCAUGGUGUUGCUGUCCGAACGUCCAGAGUACAAUGCGAAGAUCAUAGCCAACGUUUUCUUCGCUCCCGCGGCUUUCUUCAAGAACCCGGCUGGCUGGUGGCAUUUGGCCAAGACCCUCAUGAACACGUUUCCUGAUUAUGCGCGUCGACUAAGGAAUGCCACUGGAGGAUACGUGAUAAACGACAAGCUUCCCUUUUCGGACGUGUCCCUGACUACCCUUUGUCCUGCGGCAAAGAGCAACACCGUCUUCGCUCCAGUCUGCAAGAUGCUCUCUGACUUCUUUGAGGGAAAGCGCAGUUACUUAGGCAGCGACAAACUGUUACGAGGACUUACCAUCCGAUUUCCAUCAGGAGCUUCAAUACGUCAAGGUGUGCAUUAUGCACAAAGCAUCCAAAAAGAUGGUGAGUUUCGGAAAUACGAUUUCGGAAGUGCCAGGAACUUUGAGCUGUACGGAUCAUCUGAACCUCCAUCUUACAACCUGACGUCCAUCACAUCACCAAUCCAUAUCUACUGUGGACUCGAGGACGUCACAGUCAGUGUGAAGGACUGUGACGUUGUCUCAAAGGCCAUCCCUUCAAUCGUGUCCGUUCACAAAGUUCCACGAUACAAUCAUUUUCACUUCAUUGUUGGCAAUGGCCUACAAGAAAAGGUGAACAAGAAGGUCAUAGCCGACUUUUUAAGUUACUUGUGAUACUGUCAAUUGGAGUCUUUCAUAACUCUUUUUUGAGAGCCGUCCACUAAGGAAUGUCCAAAAGUACAUGUUAAGUAAAACCAAUCAACCCCACUCAA